Messenger RNA from Micromonas commoda, 1053 nucleotides. RefSeq lists its product with no specific name. The coding region runs from base 1 to 1053 and encodes 350 amino acids. The record is from RefSeq and is a predicted model, not a curated record. The transcript has a single exon. Lineage: Eukaryota; Viridiplantae; Chlorophyta; Mamiellophyceae; Mamiellales; Mamiellaceae.
AUGGCGUCCCUCGCGCGCUGGUGCGCGAACCCGCGCGCUAACCCUACCUCCGCGCCGUCGUCCCGAUGCCUCCGCCGCCGCGCCGAUGCGGGGUCCGACCGCCGCGCCGUCCCGACGCGCGCGCUCUCCGAUCCCCUCUCCGAGAGAGAGCGCGCCGAGUACGAGCUCCUGAAGCGCGCGUCGCGGCUCGGGGUCGACGAAGCCGACGCGCGCAGGGCCGCCGCCGCGAAGGUGGCGUCGAUGAAACCCGACGAAGUUCGCGUCGCGCAGCAGAGGGAGGAAUUCUGGGCGCACCAAGAGUCAGAGUAUCGGCGAUGGUUCGUGGAUCACAGGGAGUACUCCGACGUCAUGUCCGAGUUUAGGAGCGACAUCGCGGUCACCGCGUCGCCCGCCACGUGCUACGCGCUGUGGAACGACCUCGACGCCCUCCAGUUCUUCGUCCGAGGCUUGGAAGCGACGAGGAUGGCCGACGGCGUCAGCGCGGAGUGCUCGCUGACGUAUGGCUACGGCGACGCCCCGCGCGCCGUCGAACGCUACAGAUUCAUGGCGCACGUCGCGGAGCGCACGACGGACGAGGUGGUGCACUGGCAGAGCACCGACGGGUUCCCGUGCGGCGUCGUCGCGGGGUUCUGGCCUCACGAGGAUGACGCGAGCUUGACGCACGUUCGCGUCGAGGCGUACUGCCACCUGCCCUUCGACCUCGCGAAGGAACACGGCGCCAUGAGCCUCGGGCUCGACAUCGAGCGCAAGCUCUCGCACGCGAUCGAGGCAUUCGCGUUCCUGGCGGACGCCACGGAGCAGGGGAUGGCGGAGGGAAUCAUCGACGGCGCGGAUGGGUUCAAGGCGGAUGAGCACGCGUUUGCGGUUGGGACGAUCCCGGCGGGAUUCGGUCUGACGGACGGACCGGCGGCGAGGGUCGGGGAGGACGGGCGCGUGUACGUGGACAGGCGGGCGAUGGAGGCGGCGGCGGAGGACUUCGAGCACAGGACGGGGCGCAAGCCGCUUCCCGUGGAGCUGGUCAAGGCGCUUCAGAAGUCCGCCGCGGCAGAGUGA